Messenger RNA from Camellia sinensis, 510 nucleotides. The record is from RefSeq and is a predicted model, not a curated record. NCBI's taxonomy places the organism in Eukaryota, Viridiplantae, Streptophyta, Magnoliopsida, Ericales, Theaceae.
AUGCCUGACAUUGCUGUGGAGGACGCCUCUUUACCCGAUUCUCCUAUUGUCCAAGAAGAGUACCUUACUCAUGCUUUUCUAGGUGGACCGACUGAUCCAUCAAUACUGCGGAGUUUCAAUAGUCAUGUCGCUGCAGUAGACAACAACACUAGAUUCAAAGCCAUUAUUGAGCAGUCUGGGCUGUCACAGUUAGCUCAUUGCACUUAUUGGUUCGUCAACAAGCUUCUAAUCUCCAGUUUUGUUGAGAGAUGGCAACCUGAGACGAACACAUUUCACAUGACAGUUGGUGAGAUUACCUUGACCUUGGAUGAUGUUGGCACUAUUCUUGGCCUUCCCAUUGUAGGCAAAUCAGUCAGCGUACCAGAUGUGACAGAUCAUCAUAGAGUUACACUACUCGUUUAUGGCUUGGGGAUUACUGAACGUGCAGCACAUGAAGAGGUUUCUACUGCUGGUGGCAGUUCAGUCAGGCUUGAGUGGUUGCAAAGUCAGUUUGCUGGUUUCACAGAUUAG